CUGAAUGUGCGCGACUGACACAAUGCGGCAUUCGAGAGGACGUUGACGAGCGAUGCUCCACCGGAAUACGGACGAAUUACCGACCACGUUGACUUCACAGUGUGUGAUUCUGUAACAGACCAACACAGCGGGAGUGCAGGGACACAAACAUGUUUCGGCAAACGAAGACGGUGUUCGAGAAACUCCGAUAUCUGAAUUUGAUUGGACAGCAGCCUUCAUGGAGGCUGAGGAGCACUUCAGCAAAAGAGAAGGUGGUUGAGUACCAACCAGGAGAGAAGAUCCAUGGCUUUACAGUCAGAGAGGUUGUAGCGGUCCCUGACUUGUUUCUCACAGCGGUGAAGUUGACCCACGAUAAAACCGGAGCUCAGUACCUCCAUGCAGCGAGAGAUGACUCCAAUAACCUCUUCAGUGUGCAGUUCAGAACGACCCCCAUGGACAGCACGGGGGUGCCACACAUCCUGGAGCACACGGUGCUGUGUGGAUCUGAGAGGUAUCCCUGCAGAGACCCUUUCUUCAAGAUGCUCAACAGGUCCCUGUCCACCUUCAUGAACGCUUUCACAGCCAGCGACUACACCAUGUAUCCAUUCUCAACCCAAAAUGAGAAGGACUUCCAGAAUCUUCUGUCAGUCUAUCUGGACGCAGUUUUCUUCCCUUGUUUACGGGAGCAGGAUUUCCGGCAGGAGGGCUGGAGGCUGGAGAAUGAAAACCCCACAGAUCCCAACACACCUCUGGUGUUUAAAGGAGUGGUGUUCAAUGAAAUGAAGGGGUUUUUUUCGGACAAUGGGCGCAUCUACGCUCAGAACCUCCAGAACAAGCUGUAUCCCGACCACACGUACUCUGUGGUGUCAGGAGGAGAGCCUCUCGCCAUCCCCGACCUUACCUGGCAGCAACUCAGACAAUUCCACGCCACACAUUACCACCCCAGCAACGCUAGAUUCUUCACAUAUGGAGAUUUGCCUUUGGAGCAGCACCUGAAGCAGAUCGAAGAGGAAGCUCUAUCCAAGUUUGAAUGCAUCAACCCGAACACCGAGGUCCCCUCCCAGCCACACUGGAGCAGCCCUAGAGAGGACCAUGUGACCUGCAGCCCUGACACUCUGGCUCCAGAUCCAGCCAGACAGAACACGCUGAGUGUGAGCUACCUGCUGGGAGACAUCACUGACACCUUCGAAGGAUUCACUCUCAGCCUGCUGUCCUCUCUAAUGGUCUCUGGACCGAACUCUCCCUUCUACAAAGCUCUCAUUGAACCCAAGAUUGGAUCUGACUUCCCUUCUGUCGUAGGAUAUGACGGCAGCACCAAACAGGCAUCGUUCAGCAUCGGACUGCAGGGAAUCGCCGAGAAGGACACAGAGAAGGUUAAACAAAUCAUCAACCAAACCAUCGAUGACAUUAUAGAGAGGGGCUUCGAGGAGGAAAGAAUUGAGGCUCUCCUCCAUAAGCUCGAGAUCGAGAUCAAACACCAGACCACUAACUUCGGCCUAGCUCUGGCCUCGUACAUAGCAUCAUCGUGGAACCAUGGCGGCGACCCGGUGGAGCUGCUGCAGAUUAACAGCAGCACUGCUCAGUUCAGACAGGCGCUGAAAGAAAACCCUCGCUUCCUCCAGGACAAAGUCAAGCACUACUUCAAGGAGAACACACACAGACUGACCCUGUCCAUGAGCCCGGACGAGGCCUACAUGGACAAACAGUCCAAGGCUGAGAAGGAGAAACUCCAGAAAAAGAUCCAGGCUCUGUCUGACUGUGACAGAAAAGAGAUUUAUGACAAAGGUCUGGAGCUGCUGAAUGCUCAGAGUAAAACCCAGGAUGCCUCCUGCUUGCCUGCACUCAAAGUGUCCGACAUCAAGCCCACAAUACCCAUCACUCCAGUUCAGAUCGGCACUACAGGAGGUGUUCCAGUUCAGUACUGUGAGCAGCCCACCAACGGCUUGGUUUACUUCAGAGCCAUGUGUAGUCUCAACACCCUGCCAGAGGAUCUCAAGCUCUAUGUCCCGCUCUUCUGCAGUGUUAUCACCAAGAUGGGCUGUGGAGCUCUGGACUACAGGCAACAGGCCCAGCAGAUGGACCUGAGGACAGGGGGCAUGUCUGUCACCCCCCAGGUCAUCACUGACUCCACCCAGCUGGAUAUGUACGAGCAGGGUGUCCUCCUGUCCUCCUCCUGCCUGGAGAGGAACCUCCCUCACAUGUUUCAGCUGUGGAGUGACAUAUUCAACAGCCCCCACUUUGAUGAGGAGGAGCGUCUCAGAGUGCUGGUGAUGAUGUCCGCACAGGAGUUGUCCAAUGGGAUCGCCUUCUCUGGUCACAUGUAUGCUAUGACACGUGCAGGCCGUCACCUGACCCCAGCAGGAGACCUCCAGGAGACUUUUGGUGGGAUGGAACAGGUGAAGUUUAUGAAGAGGAUAGCGGAGAUGUCAGACCUCAGCGGAGUCAUCCGAACACUACCACGGAUCAAAAAACACCUUCUCAACCCUGAGAACAUGAGGUGCGCAGUCAACUCAACUCCACAGAAAAUGUCUGAGACCGCAGCCCAGUUGGAGAGUUUUACAAAGGAUAUCGCUGAAAACAGAAAAGAACGCAAACCUGUCAAAACCAAUAUUAUUGAGAGGCCACUAGACCCCCAGAAUCCCUCUGGACCGAGCAGGAAACUCAUCUCUGAGCUGAACUUCCAUCCAUGUCAGAUGAAAACUUUCUUCCAGAUGCCCUUCCCUAUAAACUUUGUCAGUGAGAGUAUUCGUGCGGUGCCGUUCUCCCACGAGGACUACGCCAGUUUGUACAUCUUGGCGAGGAUGAUGAUGGCAAAAUAUCUUCAUGGAGAGAUCCGGGAGAAGGGAGGAGCCUACGGAGGCGGGGCCAGGAUGGGAGGAGGUCUUUUCUCCUUCUUCUCAUACAGGGACCCGAACUCGGUGCAGACCCUCUCUGCGUUUCGUAAAGGUGUGGACUGGGCGAAGUCGGGACAGUUCACCCAGCAGGACAUCGACGAAGCCAAACUGGCAGUCUUCUCAAAUGUUGACGCACCUGUGGCCCCCUCAGACAAAGGAAUGGGUCAAUUCAUCCAUGGAAUCACCGAUGAGAUGAAACAGAGUCUCCGAGAACGACUCUUCGCCGUCACUCACAAGAGCCUGGUGGAAGUGACCGAAAGAUACCUCUGUGCUGGUCAGAGUACGUGUGGUGCUGCUAUCCUGGGCCCAGAGAACGAGACCAUUAAAAAAGAUCCCUCAUGGAUUGUAAAAUAAUCCCAUCAGUAGGUAUUGUAGAAUUUAAAAAACGGUCAUAUUCCCACAGAAUACCCAAAAGCAACUGUCUUGUCUUCUGAAGUGGUCGCCAAAAAAGCUAACAUGCACUGUUGCCUAUUAGUAUCCGUUAUGUGAUCCUUCAGAUUGACGCUUGUCCUUCCACAUAUUUUAUGUACAUAACGGUAUUUAUAAAAAUGUCAUUAUUACACUAUCAUGUUUAAAUCCCAAA
Molecule: messenger RNA, 3456 nt
Organism: Dicentrarchus labrax (European seabass)
Lineage: Eukaryota; Metazoa; Chordata; Actinopteri; Moronidae
Gene: pitrm1
Product: pitrilysin metallopeptidase 1
Exons: 27
Coding region: 150-3227 (1025 amino acids)
Biological process (GO): protein processing
Cellular component (GO): mitochondrial matrix
Molecular function (GO): metal ion binding
Source: RefSeq, a predicted model, not a curated record